Sardina pilchardus (European sardine) is the source of this 575-nucleotide messenger RNA. RefSeq names its product E3 ubiquitin-protein ligase TRIM35-like. Gene Ontology annotation, biological process: protein ubiquitination. Gene Ontology annotation, cellular component: cytoplasm. The transcript is spliced from 4 exons. NCBI's taxonomy places the organism in Eukaryota, Metazoa, Chordata, Actinopteri, Clupeiformes, Clupeidae. The record is from RefSeq and is a predicted model, not a curated record. Gene Ontology annotation, molecular function: ubiquitin protein ligase activity. The coding region runs from base 15 to 575 and encodes 186 amino acids.
AGCAGAAGACUCAGAUGGUGGACAUCUCAUCUCAUUCAGACACAAUCAAAGCGUUAGAGCAGGAGCUGAGAGCUGAUGACAUCACAUUCCUGCAGAACUGCAAGAGUAUAGAGAAAAGAGCCCAGUGCACACUGCAGGAUCCAGAGAGGGUUUCAGGAGCUCUGAUCGAUGUGGCAAAGCACCUGGGCAACCUGAAGUUCAGAGUCUGGGAGAAGAUGAAGGAGAUUGCUCAAUACACUCCUGUGACUCUGGAUCCAAACACGGCACACCGACAUCUCAUCCUGUCUGAGGAUCUGACCAGUGUGAGACCUGGUUACCCUCGGGAUUCUCCUCCUGAUAACCCAGAGAGAUGUAAUAGGCAUCCCAGUGUCCUGGGCUCUGAAGGCUUUAACUCAGGGAUUCACUGCUGGGAUGUGGAGGUUGGGGAAACCACGAUCUGGGAGGUGGGCUUGAUGACAGAGUCUUUGCAGAGGAAGGCAGAACAUGAUGGUGACAGUGGACUGUGGUAUGUGUGCCAUAACAGUCUUUUAAGCUCAUAUAUAGCACGUUCUCUUCACUGUAAAAAAUGGCUGUGA